Messenger RNA from Ilyonectria robusta, 2046 nucleotides. RefSeq lists its product as uncharacterized. Gene Ontology annotation, biological process: regulation of DNA-templated transcription. Lineage: Eukaryota; Fungi; Ascomycota; Sordariomycetes; Hypocreales; Nectriaceae. The record is from RefSeq and is a predicted model, not a curated record. The transcript is spliced from 2 exons. Gene Ontology annotation, molecular function: DNA-binding transcription factor activity, RNA polymerase II-specific; zinc ion binding. Bases 7 to 2046 code for a protein of 679 amino acids.
UAUAAUAUGUCCAAUCCAUCAUCUACAGCUUCAGCAAAUAAAAUUCGAACAUCACAGCGUCGGUCGCUGGCUUGUCAAGCGUGCACCAAGAAAAAGAUCAAAUGCGAUAAACAAAUACCCUGUUCGCGCUGCCGCCGACUUCACCUGGAAUGCUCUCGGGAAGUCGUCAGGAUUAAACAGAAUGUUGUCCAACAUGCAGCCGAAAUCCAGUUUUUGAGCUCCAUCACUAAAGACUUGGAGGAAGCCUCAGCAUCCGGCCUUCAGCCCAUCAUUGAUAGGUUGAAGAAGCGAACUCAUGCGCUGCAAUUCGGAGACAAUAUACCUCACCAAGCUGAUGGAACGGCUGAGUCAAAUCAAGUCAACACGAUCCAGAUUCUGGAAUCGCAAAAUGAAAAGUCUCAUGAAACCACGGACCCAUCACUUCUGACGACCCUAGAGCACUUCGUUUGGGGUCGAACCUCUGGAAAAUGCUUCCCACAUACAUCGUGCUCUUGUAGGCAUAGCAGAGAUCGCACACCGUUAUUUCCAAUAGACCCGCCAUUUUGGGAUACAUCAAUGGAUCUCCACCACGGAAUCGCCCAUAGCAUCCCGUCUGCCGAUGCAAGAAAGCUCAUCCAAUUCCAUGUUCAGCACCUGGCCUGGCAUCACAAUUGCCUACACGCCCCAACACUCCAAGAGCAGUGCGAGAUUUUCUGGAACACGGGAAGAAGCGUCUAUCCUCUAUGGCCAGCCACGUACCUUUCUAUCUUGAGUGCAACAGUCUUCGCUGUUCAAAAUAGCCAAAAAGCGGUCAGAACAGUCGACUUAGACCUGAGUCUACUCCCUUCCGCAGAGCAAUUGUUCACGGGCAUGAUCCAUGUGCUAUACAAUUCUCACUUUCUCCGGGAUUUGUCGAUAUACACGGUCCAAGCUAUUGUCAUUUCCACCGAGGUCGCUCAUAACUUGGGACAGAGCCAGCUCAACGCAACUCUUUUUAACGCAGCAGUCCGGAUGGCGGAAAGUCUCGGACUUCAUCGUAUUGGCACUAGAAGCGCGCUUGAGGCCAACUGGGAUGCCAGGGUGAAUAUCGAGGUCGGAAAAAGAGUGUGGUGUCAGAUGAUGAUACAAGAUCAUUUUGCCAUUCCCUUUACGGAAUCGUAUACCAUAUCUCCCGGCCAUGUCUCAACCAGUCUUCCGUUGAAUGCCGACGACCAUGACCUCAUAGACAUGCCACCAUACAUCCCAACGGUCAGCAGUUAUGUGCUUGUUCUACACAAGAUGGCAGCGCUGAUGCCAGACUGGCUCAACGGACUCGACCCUCGAGGAGAUCGAAAAUCGACCAAGGUCCAGUACGAACAUGUGUUGGAUAUGGAUCGUCAAAUGAGAGAAACAGUCAAGUCAUUCCCUCAAUUCUUUUUGACUCAUGAUGUUGAAAUGGAACUAAGGCUGCCGUGGCUGAGCAUCGCCCGAAGAAGUCUCGGAAUCACGGCAGCGGAAAAAAUUAUCAUGAUUCACCGGCCAUUUCUUUUCCGAUCUUUCAUUUCACCACUGUACGACCACACUCGACGGACCUGCACAGCUGCAGCAAUGACAAUUCUUCGCGAGCAUGAGGCUCUCGUCGUGGCUGAUGACUUGUCCGUGUGGACGCAUACGGCCUUUUGCAUCACGGCGGCUGUCAUAUUGUGCUUUGCGAUCAAUCACCUUUCCGAGGGCGACGGAAUGGCCGCUUGCAAGUACAAAGCGGCAAUUUUGGGAACAAAAGAGCGCUUGAAAUCACGGAAAAGUGAUUUGUUGGGGCAGAAGGGCGUCGUUUUGAUCGACGUUCUGAUGGAUGAGCUUCCAAGUCAAAAGAUUUCCAGUCUCGGUUCUUCCAUCACAAGGAUCUUGAAGCGCAUGGACGUGGAACUCUCUCAAGAGUGGGAAUCGGGCGAGAAAGGGGAAGUCUCAUAUAUGGCCAUGGACGAUUAUCCAAUUGAGGAGAUGUCACAAUUUCUAGGAGACUUCGAUCCAACUUUGGAGGCAGAAGCGGAAUUUGACAUUUGGUUUAGGAGCCUAUUCAAUAACUAG